This is a messenger RNA of Symbiodinium sp. CCMP2456, 567 nucleotides long. The record is from the annotation of a GenBank genome assembly. Lineage: Eukaryota; Dinophyceae; Suessiales; Symbiodiniaceae.
AUGGCGUCGAUCUCGGCAGCGCCCUCCUACUUGCCCCUGGCCCUCAUCGACAAGUGCAUCGGAUCCCGCAUUUGGGUCAUUAUGAAGGGUGACAAGGAGAUUGUGGGCACCUUGCGCGGUUUUGAUGAUUACGUCAACAUGGUCAUGGACGAUGUGCGAGAGUACACCUUCACGCCCCAGGGCAAAAAGAUCACACAUCUGGAGUCGAUACUUCUCAAUGGCAAUAACAUCACUAUGCCAGCGGCCUCAGCGGUUUUUCUCCCCCGGUUCCAUCAAACAUGUGGCCCCUUUCCUGAUUCUGAAGUUUCCUGUGCAUGGCAGUCGAAAAGCUGGAACCUCCUUUGCGGUUUCUUGUGGCUGGGGAUGAGGAUUUCGGAUGCAACAGGUUCUUGUGUGUUUGUGGCUUGGCAUAUUACCCCCCAUGUCUCUUGGUUCUUGGUGGGGGACAGAGGGGCGAGGGUUACUUGGAGAAUCUCAGAUGUUUCCGCGGGGGGGGGGGGGGGCGCGGAGAGAACACCCGUUCUUCUUCCCCGCUCCUCUCUCGGAGACAUGUUCGUCUUUCUGUAG